Entrophospora sp. SA101 is the source of this 1302-nucleotide messenger RNA. The record is from the annotation of a GenBank genome assembly. Lineage: Eukaryota; Fungi; Glomeromycota; Glomeromycetes; Entrophosporales; Entrophosporaceae.
AUGGGCUGGAAGAAGUCUAUAAAUAGUUCACAAGAUUAUGUUGUACUUGACAAGGAAAGCUACAACAACAAAGAAAGUUACAACAGCAAUUAUAGUUUUAAUAGCAAAGAAAGCUAUAAUAUCAAGGAUGCAUUUAAUUUUAAUAACAAGGAAGGCUAUAAUGAAAUUCAAUAUUCGCCUCCUUCAUCUAUCACACUUUCACCUUCAACUCCAACAUCAAUGACAUCAACACAUUCAGUAGACUUAAAACAAAAAAAAAGGAAAAGUUUUGAUAAAUUCAAACUUUUUAGAUCUUCUUCAACUGAAUGUGGGAAAAAAUUAUAUGAUGAUCUGUUAAAAAUACACAAUCAAGCUGCAAAGGGUGAUCUGAUAAAAUAUGGUAUUGUUGACUUUGGAAGCUCUAACACAAACAUCCAAAAGAUGAAGGAUAAAUUUAAAAAAUUUGAAAAGAAAUUCAAUGUUUAUAAUUAUGUUUUCAGUGAUCAGCAUAUUAAAGAAAUGUUGGAAGAUAUCAAAAAUUUUAAAGAAAAAAAGGAUGUUCAAGAUUUUCUAAAUAAUUAUAACAAGUUUGAAAAUUUUGAAAGCAAUGACAUAACAGAACGAAUGAGUCAUUUUAUAUUAAUAGUAAUCAAAACAUACUGGAAUUUAUUUGCAAGAAAUGAAGCUUACUUCACCGAGUUAUAUUCUGAGGAGCAUAUCCGUUCUAUCUUAUAUACACCAAUGUUUGAUGCUUUAUUCUUCAAUAAAGAUUCAAGUGAUGCAAAUAGUGAAAGGCGUAACAAAGAUAAAGAGAAUGUGUCAGAACGUACACGAAAUCCCCUUAUUCCAGAUAUCAAAGUAAACUAUGCUAUUUAUGAAGCUGAAGUUGUUACAUUUGAGCAAGCAAAAACUGCUGCUCGGAAAAAGGGUCUCAAUAAAGCAAUCAAUGAUUCAAAUAAAUUAUCUAUACUAUUACAUGAUCAAAUUACUCAUUUUCAUUCUAUCCUGGAAAAAAGAUCUUUGAAAAAUUAUAUUAAUUUGAUAAAUGUAUUUGGUAUCCGCAUUUCUGAAUUAGAUCUGGAUAUCCACAUCAUGUAUUUAGCUGCUCCUGAACUUUACCUGAAACACAAACUCUUUUCAAUAAAUCUUCCUAAACGACUUUCUGGUUUUUGCUCCAUAAGAACUUGUUUAAUUGACUUAAUUAGAUUUAGGUUGAUUUUAGAUGAAUCUUAUGAUUCAUUUAAAGGAAUUAUAAGGCUUGAUUCAUUAGAUUCUAGACUUGCAAAUCCUGACACCUCAUGGAUCGUCAACAUUAAAGAAUAG